AGAAGCUCGUACCUCAGUUUAACGUGUCUGUGUCUGUGGUGAACAACAUGAAGUGCUCUGUCCUCUGCCUCUUGGCUGUGGCCUUUGUGCCUUUGCUCUCCGCUCUGAAAGUGGCUUCAGAGAAAGAUGGACGUUGUCCAGUGAGCUUUCUGAACGUUGAUGUUCCGCUCGGUCUUUGCCGGGAGCAGUGCUCCACAGACAGAGAUUGUGAGGGGAACUUGAAGUGUUGCUACAGCGGCUGUGAUCGCCUGUGUCAAGAACCACUCAGAGUGUCCACAGAAGUGCCUAAACCCAAACCAGGAUCGUGUCCUAAACCAAAGGGUUUUGUGGACUGUACCCAUACCUGCAAAUCUGACCAAGACUGUAAGGACAACCUGAAAUGCUGCUCCAACCGCUGUGGACGAACCUGUCAGAAGCCAGUCAAAAGAACCAAACCAGGAUCCUGUCCUGCUCCAAUCCCCCAUGUGUUUAAGUGUCUUGAUCAAUGCUCUGACGACAGCGAAUGUGACAAGAACUUCAAAUGCUGCUACAGCGGCUGUGGCUAUGAGUGUAAGAGCCCUGAACAUGGCAACCAUGGAAAUAUGGGAGAAUAGUAAUCAUCAC
Molecule: messenger RNA, 603 nt
Organism: Boleophthalmus pectinirostris (great blue-spotted mudskipper)
Lineage: Eukaryota; Metazoa; Chordata; Actinopteri; Gobiiformes; Gobiidae
Product: WAP four-disulfide core domain protein 2-like
Exons: 4
Coding region: 48-593 (181 amino acids)
Biological process (GO): innate immune response; antibacterial humoral response
Cellular component (GO): extracellular region
Molecular function (GO): peptidase inhibitor activity
Source: RefSeq, a predicted model, not a curated record